AUGCUGCGGGACCAGAACGAGGCGCUGGGAAAGGUCCUGACUCGGAUCUCCAACACCAUCGCCAAGAACCAGGCAAAGGCGAAAAAGUCCAAGAAGAAGCUGGAUCAGCAGCCGAGCGAGGCUGCGGAAACCGCCGUGGUGAAGCUGUUCUUCAAAGGGGACGAGGUUCCCGACACGCUGCCAAACUGCGAGGCUUGGCAGGACGGAGCGGUGCUGCAGGUGGGAGACGUUAAAUACAAUGUUCAGAGGAACGCUCCCACUUUCACCACAGCUGAGCUCCCAGUGUCCCUCAUGGCUGGCUUUCCAGUCUGCCCCAAGCUGCAGGUGGAGUUUGGGAACCUCCAGGACUGCGAGUUUAUGUGGUUCAAAGAAAACUCAACAAAUACUAGUCCUAAAGAUUCUCCGGCUCUGGAAGGCGGAUGGACGCAGGUCGGACACGAGCGAGUCCUCGUCCCGUCCAAUCAGGACAUCGGCUGCAGGCUCAAGCUGCGCUGCACUCCCAAAGAUGGCAGCCGCACCGGCCAGGCCAAAGAACUGGUCUCCGUGGCAACAGUGGAGGCGGGGCCGGGCGUGUGCACGUUCGACAACCGCCAUGCGUACACGCUGAGGGCCGCGGCGUGGCCGGCGCUCAGGGUGGUUUCCUACAACAUCCUGGCUGACGUCUACGCCCAAACGGAUCUGUCCAAGACGGUGCUGUACCCGUACUGCGCCCCCUACGCCCUGCAGCUGGACUACCGGCAGAACCUGGUCAAGAAGGAGCUGGCGGGCUACAACGCUGACAUCAUCUGCCUGCAGGAAGUGGAUAAAGGCGUGUUUGUGGACAGUCUGACUCCGGCGCUGGAUGCUUUCGGUCUGGACGGCGUUUUCAGGCUCAAAGAGAAGCAGCAUGAAGGACUGGCUACGUUCUACCGCAGGUCAAAGUUUCGCCUGCUCAGCCGUCAUGACAUCAUGCUGAGCGAGGCCCUAACCUCUGACCCCUUACACUCUGAGCUGCUGGAGAAGCUUUCUGCGAACAUCGACCUGAAGAACAGGAUCCUGGAGAGGUCCACAGCACUGCAGGUCUCCGUGCUCGAAGACCUCGCCAACCCAGAGAGGAAGGUGUGUGUGGCCAACACUCACCUGUACUGGCACCCGAAAGGAGGGAAUGUUCGCCUGGUCCAGAUGGGCGUGGCUCUGCAGCACCUGAGCCAGGUGAUCGCUGACGUUGCACCUGGAGCUCCGCUGGUCUUCUGUGGUGACCUCAACUCCACGCCAGACUCAGGUGUGGUCCAGCUGCUCAGCGAGGCGGCGGUUCCUCUGCAGCACGCGGACUGGAGCAGCUCGGGUCCGGAGGAGUCCUGCUGCAUGGCGCUGAGCUCCACCUUCCCGCCGCUGCAGAGCGCCUGCGGGCAGCCGGCCUACACCAACUAUGUGGGAGGAUUUCAUGGCUGCCUGGACUACAUCUUCAUCCAGCCGCAGAGCAUGCAGGUGGAGCAGGUGAUUCCUCUGCCCAGCCACCAGGAGGUCACCACCCACAAGGCUCUGCCCAGCGUGGCUCACCCCUCCGACCACAUCGCGCUGGUUUGCGACCUCCUAUGGAACUCGUGA
Gambusia affinis (western mosquitofish) is the source of this 1587-nucleotide messenger RNA. It is a transcript of the gene pde12, whose product is annotated as phosphodiesterase 12. Gene Ontology annotation, biological process: nuclear-transcribed mRNA catabolic process, deadenylation-dependent decay. Gene Ontology annotation, molecular function: 3'-5'-RNA exonuclease activity. The coding region runs from base 1 to 1587 and encodes 528 amino acids. Gene Ontology annotation, cellular component: mitochondrion. The record is from RefSeq and is a predicted model, not a curated record. NCBI's taxonomy places the organism in Eukaryota, Metazoa, Chordata, Actinopteri, Cyprinodontiformes, Poeciliidae. The transcript has 8 exons.